AUGGCCUGCCUAAGGCGUGGCCAAGCCCCCUGUAUCCGGGCAGGGUUCAGUAUGACCAGCUUCCGGAGGCGCCCAAGAAACGCACGUCAUCGGCUCCAGGUGCCGGGACUGGGCAGGGAUGACCCUGGUCAUUCCUACUACCUGGCCCGCUGCCAGGGCCGGAGCGACUGCGCGGGUGCCGCAGCCACGCCGAGGCCGAGCCCGGGAGAAAGGCUGGGCGAGGAAGGGCAGCGCCACUCCGGACUCCCCGCCAUCCUGUGGGGAGCUGCCAGCCGCGCUCCGCCGCCCCCCGCGUCCCCCAGUGCCAGCGACGUGGACAUGCAGCCCGUGGGCGAGGCCAAGCUGCCCUCGGCUGCCCGCAGCCCCCAGGGUGCCAGGAGGCCGGCCUGGAGACCGUGGGCGUGGCCAGCCUCGGCCGCCAUGCAGCUUGCUGAGGGGGGCAGACGACUGCCCAGCAGGGCCAAGGGCACGCGGUCGCCACCCCGGCUCCGGAGCGAGGGAGACAGGGCGCCCAGGCUCACGCUCUCCAAGAGAAAGCUGCAGCUUCUGCUCGCAGAACCUGUGAGCACUAAGAGAAAGAAGUACGUGGCCUGUUCUGGGGUGACUGGAUUGGGUUCUGGAAGGGUCCAGAAGUCACCUGGGGUGGGGGCUCAGGUGCGAGAGCAGAGAGCCAACGUGGUGCCCGUGGAUGCUGGUGGCUCUGUGCCCGGCCCCUUCUCCCAACAGGGUGCCCCCCCCACCCUCUGCAGGCUGCAGGACUCCCCCAAGUGCAAAUAA
This is a messenger RNA of Dipodomys ordii (Ord's kangaroo rat), 777 nucleotides long. RefSeq lists its product as uncharacterized. Lineage: Eukaryota; Metazoa; Chordata; Mammalia; Rodentia; Heteromyidae. The record is from RefSeq and is a predicted model, not a curated record. The coding region runs from base 1 to 777 and encodes 258 amino acids. The transcript has 3 exons.